UUGAACUCCUACCCGGGGUUUCUUUUACAAAAUUAUUUUAUUUAAUUUAUUUAGAAAAUAACAAAUAAUAGUAAUAAAUGAGGAUGUCUACAAAUGUCAAAGUGUUGGUCUCUCUAGUUCUUGUAGUGUUAUUGGCUCUUGCAGCAACCAAUAUUGAGGCAAGAUACAUAAAUUAUCGCGAUCUUCGUAGUGGAAGUCACAGUUUGUCUUGCGAUAAAGCGAAUCCUAGCACCUGCACGAAGCAAGAAGUCAAUCGUUACCAAAGAGGAUGCGAGACGGCUGAUCGGUGCCGUGAAUCUGGUUAAUUUAUACAUAUGAUAACCAAAGAGCAUAUUCAUGCAUCAAAUUAAUUGAUUUCGUUAGUUUUUAAUUAGUCGCUUAUUAGUUUUGUAUUAUUUUAACACGAUGAUGUUACAAUCAAACAAAUAUAAAUAUGUUGUUCCCUAUUUAAACUAAAUUUGGAGCUAUUUUACUUUC
Brassica oleracea var. oleracea is the source of this 477-nucleotide messenger RNA. Its product is annotated as protein RALF-like 15. Bases 78 to 305 code for a protein of 75 amino acids. NCBI's taxonomy places the organism in Eukaryota, Viridiplantae, Streptophyta, Magnoliopsida, Brassicales, Brassicaceae. The record is from RefSeq and is a predicted model, not a curated record. The transcript has a single exon.